Molecule: messenger RNA, 3380 nt
Organism: Serinus canaria (Common canary)
Lineage: Eukaryota; Metazoa; Chordata; Aves; Passeriformes; Fringillidae
Gene: FIG4
Product: FIG4 phosphoinositide 5-phosphatase
Exons: 23
Coding region: 74-2803 (909 amino acids)
Biological process (GO): phosphatidylinositol dephosphorylation
Cellular component (GO): intracellular membrane-bounded organelle
Molecular function (GO): phosphatidylinositol-3,5-bisphosphate 5-phosphatase activity
Source: RefSeq, a predicted model, not a curated record
CGGAGUGUUCCUCCCCUGGCUCCUGCUAUUCCCGGCGUGUUCCCGGGCAGUUCCCGCCGCUCUCGCCCCCGCCAUGCCGGUGGCGGCUGCCGCCCCCCUGAUCAGCUCCGUGCAGAAGCUGGUGCUGUACGAGACCAGGGCUAGAUAUUUUCUGGUUGGAAGUAAUCCUGCAGAAACCAAAUACCGUGUUUUGAAAAUAGAUCGCACUGAACCAAAGGAUUUGGUUAUAAUUGAUGAUAAGCAUGUUUAUACACAACAAGAGGUGAGGGAACUUCUUGGUCGUUUAGACCUGGGGAACAGAACCAAGAUGGGGCAGAAGGGCUCUUCUGGGUUAUCUCGAGCUGUCUCUGCUUUUGGUAUAGUAGGUUUUGUCAGGUUUUUAGAAGGCUAUUACAUUGUGUUAAUAACAAAAAGAAGAAAAAUGGCAGAUAUUGGAGGUCAUGCAAUAUAUAAAAUAGAAGAUACAAAUAUGAUCUACAUUCCAAAUGACUCUGUAAGAGUCAGUCAUCCUGAUGAGGCCAGGUAUCUGAGAAUCUUUCAAAAUGUGGACCUUUCUAGCAACUUCUAUUUUAGUUACAGCUAUGAUCUGUCUCACUCCCUUCAGUAUAAUCUCACUAUCCUGAGAAUGCCACUUGAGACAUUAAAAACGGAAACAACCCAGACCCGACAAGAGAGUUUUGAUAUAUUUGAAGAUGAAGGACUUUCAACACAGGGGGGAAGUGGUGUAUUUGGGAUUUGCAGUAAGCCUUACAAAAAGUACGUGUGGAAUGCCAAGCUUCUGGAAGCAGUAAGAGGUGCUGUUCAUCGUGACUGGCUGCUGUAUAUUAUUCAUGGAUUCUGUGGGCAAUCAAAACUUUUAAUAUAUGGCCGCCCUAUAUAUGUCACUCUGAUAGCCAGAAGAUCAAGCAAAUUUGCUGGAACACGUUUUCUGAAACGAGGAGCAAACUGUGAGGGAGAUGUUGCUAAUGAAGUGGAAACUGAACAAAUACUUUAUGAUGCUUCAGUUAUGUCAUUUUCUGCGGGGAGUUAUUCUUCUUAUGUUCAGGUUCGAGGGUCUGUCCCUCUGUACUGGUCUCAAGAUAUUUCAACUAUGAUGCCUAAGCCACCCAUAACACUGGACCAGGCAGAUCCUUAUGCACAUGUUGCUGCUCUUCACUUUGACCAAAUGCUUCAGAGAUUUGGCUCUCCCAUUAUUAUAUUGAAUCUUGUGAAGGAACGUGAAAAAAGAAAGCACGAAAGGAUUCUCAGUGAAGAACUUGUUGCUGCUGUGACAUACCUCAACCAGUUCUUACCCCCAGAGCAUGCAAUUAUAUAUAUACCCUGGGAUAUGGCCAAAUACACUAAAAGCAAACUUUGCAAUGUCCUUGACAGACUGAAUGUGAUUGCAGAAAGUGUAGUGAAGAAGACUGGAUUUUUUGUAAAUCGACCUGAUUCCUACUGCAGUAUCUUGCGUCCAGAUGAAAAGUGGAAUGAACUGGGAGGUUGUGUUGUUUCCACUGGUCGCUUGCAGACUGGAGUCCUCCGAACCAACUGUGUGGACUGUUUAGAUCGCACUAACACAGCCCAGUUUAUGGUGGGAAAAUGUGCUUUGGCCUACCAGUUGUAUUCAUUGGGAUUGAUUGAUAAACCAAAUUUACAAUUUGAUACAGAUGCUGUAAGAUUAUUUGAAGAAUUAUAUGAAGAUCAUGGGGACACACUAUCUCUGCAAUAUGGAGGCUCUCAGCUUGUCCACAGAGUAAAAACUUACAGAAAGAUCGCUCCAUGGACUCAGCAUUCCAAAGAUAUUAUGCAAACACUCUCAAGAUACUACAGUAAUGCUUUCUCAGAUGCAGACAGACAGGAUUCCAUCAAUCUGUUUCUGGGAGUGUUCAGGCCUGCAGAAGGAAAGCCACAUCUCUGGGAACUUCCCACUGAUUUUUAUUUGCAUCACAAGAACACCCUCAGUCUGUCACAGACCAGGCAAAGCUAUACUUACUGGUGGACCACAGGUGUGCUAAAGCAUUUGCCUCUUCCUUUUGAUGAAGUGACAUGUGCUGAAAACAGACGCAAGUUGACAGUGAAGAAAUUCCACAAAUAUGAAGAGGAAAUUGAUAUCCACAAUGAGUUUUUUAGGCCAUAUGAGUUGAGCAGUUUUGAUGAAACCUUCUGCUUGGCAAUGACCAAUUCUACACGAGAUUUUAUGCCUAAGAAUGUGGGAAUUGAUCCAAGUCCAUUCACUGUUCGUAAACCUGAUGAAACUGGAAAAUCUGUGUUGGGGAACAAAAAUAACAGAGAUGAAACUGUGCUGCAGCGCAAAACAGCUGCUAGUGCUCCUCCACCCCCAAGUGAGGAAGCAGUGUCAAGUAGUUCUGAAGAUGAUUCUGGGACAGAUAAAGAAGAUGAAGGUGCUGUUUCUCAACGUUCAACUCCAGUAAAGGUGACUGAUACAGGAGACAAUACAAAAAUCACAGAGAAUGUAGUGCAAGCAACAAAAGAUGUGUAUGGAGUCAAUCUUUCAGAUAUCCCUUCAGAAGAUGAUCUUGCAAUAUAUGCAAGGUUUGUUCAGCUGGGACAGAGUCAGCAUAAACAAGACAAGGGCAGCCAGCAAUUUUGUUCAAAACGCCCCUUGGAUAAGGUCAUAAAUUUAAUACCCAUCUCCUCCUUUUCUCAAGACAAUAUUUACGAAGUCCAGCCUCCAAGAGUUGAUAGGAAAUCAAUAGAGAUUUUCCAAGCACACAUUCAGGCUGGAAGAGGAAACAUGCAGCCCCUGGGAAGAGAUGACUUCCUCAUGUACAGAGAGUACAUUCGGAACAGAUACAUGUAAAUCCAAGCCGGAUUCUCCUGCCAAAUCCACUGGACUGAUAAGUCACAAAAAUAAUUUUAGAAAGGAAAUCUAGUUUUGUUCUUUUGCAGUAAUGAAUUUGUUACUAACUUUUCUAUUUAUUGUUCUUUACUGUUAUCCAUUUAUUGUAUUGUGCUUUAGGGGAAAAGGUGGGUUAAUAUCUGAUUUAAAGGGUUAUUUAAUAGCUUUUUAGCUGAAAGUGUGUCCUAAGACACUAAGUGAAUAAUCAGAGCACCCAGUCACUGUAGAGUAUGUAGCAAUUUGUGGCAAAGAAAAUAUGGCAUCUUUAGCUUUUUUAUAUUAAUUUCUUACAUUGUUAUGUUUGCUAAUAAAACUGAAGUGAUUUGUACACGAGAAUCAGAAGAGAAUAGUUUUCUUCCUCUUUCUUCCCUGACAGAAAACAGUCUUCUUUUACAGCAGAAUAUUUCUUGAGGUUUUUAGCAAGUAAGUGCUAGAAUGACUGCUUGCCAUUUUCUGCUUUCUUAAGCAAAAGUGAAAAAUAUGUGGCUUAUGUCAAAAUCAAAAUUUGCAUCAACACCAAUAAACUUUGUAAACCUAA